UGCUUUUAAAAUUCCAGUCCCGGCGAGCCACCGCGCCAAGCGUGCCGUUCCCGCCUUCGUGGCGUCGGCCGCGGCGGAUGUCGGCGGGAAGGUGGUGUCCGCGCUCGGGGACAGGAUCGCGGAGGGAGUCGUGGAAAACCACCAGGAAAAGGUCGUCGGAGCUCUGGAGGACUACUUCUCCGCGCAGUUCGACAAGGCCGACGAGGAGUUCGACAAAGUCCUGGAUCGGGGCGGGAGCCUCCUAGCGGGAGUCGGUGAUAAUGUCGAAGAGGCCCGAGUACGGAUGAUCCACGGCAGAGGUACGAACACGGGCGACACGUACUCACCGGCUGGAUACGAACUGCGCAUGGACUUUGAGACGCAAGAUGACGAUGACGAUGACGAGCAAGACAGUUCUGACGGGAUGGCGCCGGCAAUCUAUCCCAUGGGAGUUGGACCCUUGCUGAUGAACGGCUGCUUCCAAACCAACUAUGCAGAAGGAGACCCGUGUUUCGAGGCUUUCGUGCCGAUAGAGGCCUGUGCUAACAUCAUCGACGGAGCGACGUUCCUGGGUGUUGGGUUUGACGGCCGAGGGGAAUACUCCACUGACUCCAGGAAGAAGAGCCUCAUCCAGCGAGCCUGCGAAGGACUGCAGGGCUACAAAGAAUACCACGUGCCUGACAUCAUGACCGUACAAGGGAUCUACAACACCGAUGCGGAGACGUACACCUUCUACUCCAUGGAGGAGUACCGGCAGUACCUGGAGGACAAGUCUGCCGUGACGUCAGCUACCGCCAUGUUCCAACAGGAGGUGAACAAGGCGUCAGGUCACGCGGGUGGUGGGUUAGUCUUCGGGCUGGUCGCGUCUGCAGGAAGCGGCUUCGCAGCGCAAUUUGGCGGCGACAACCAGGCGUCUAGUGUCCAAGCCAGCUCACAAGCAAGCGCUCAACUUUCCGAGACCUCCACUACGACCUUCAUGGCUAUGGUAGAGCUCAACGUCUUCAGGUACGAAAUUUUCCUGGACUUCGUUGGUCCUCAAAACUUGAACCUGGCGUUUCUGCGUGACUUCCUGGCUCUACCGGGAACGUAUUUCGCCAUAGGAGCAGACAAGGAGUUCCAAAAGUUCAUUCUGCGAUGGGGCACUCACUACAUCACGUCUGCAAAGUUUGGGGGGCAACUCAAGAUCAUCAAGACCAAGGAAGCAAGUUUUCAAGACUCGCAGCAGACUUUUGCGACGGCUGCUCAGUCCGACUUCAAGAAGCUCUUCAGCACCUACUCCGCCCAGCAGACGCAAUCCAAGUCCAGUAGCUGGUGGGGUGGACACGAGAAGAAGGACGAAUCAGCCGUUUCAACCGGCACAGCUUCCAGUGGAACAGAACAGUCGGAAAGCGUCAGUGAGAGGGAGCAGCAGUCAGUGAAAGUCUUAUCUGAAUACGAGUUCAGCAACGAAGUCCUGGAGGUGCAGGGAGGAGACCAGAAGAUUGCCGCCGCCAUUACCGAGUUCUACACAACAUCCUUCGGAAACUCCCUGAAAGACUGGCUGGAAUCUAUUGAGGAGUUCCCCAAAGCCUUCGAGUUCCGGAUGCUCACCAUCACCGACCUGCUGGACAUGAACUACGACUCGUUUUUUCCUCACGGAGUUGUGGACUACGGCUGCUUUGGGAGGAAAAUCCUGACUGUAGACGAGACAGGUCACAAGUAUUACGUUGAAGACAUGGUCGACGGCAACACCACCAAUUCCGAGAUCCGCUACUGCAACUUUGACGAGAAAACGGAUCUCGAAGAGGCUCUCACCGAGAAACGGCUGGCACUAAAGCGUGCCAUAGCCGUGUACUUGGAGGAGGGUCCUUUCCUUUCCUCCGACUUCCAAAUCCCGGCCGGAGAGCCCGGAUGUGAGACCGCGGAGUUGGCCCUUCUGGAAGAGUCCACAGUCGGGGCCCCCAGCUGGCAGGAGAUGAUCAGCGGAGGCGAGUUCAAGGUCGUCUUCAGCAUGCCGUACAGCAUUCCACAUUUUCUCGAUCCCUUUGCUACUGUCCACAUCAAGUUUAGAUCUGGGUCCGACAACUGGCUAACCAUCAGGGAAGGGCGUACCCCAAAGCUAUUCGACGGGCACCGAAAUGGCAACAGUGGUGACAUCACUCGGCACAAGGUUAGUGUCGGGGGUCUAGUCAUGACGUACAGCGAGAACAACAGCAUCUUUACUGUGACAGAAGAGGACUAUGAGGCAUCAGCAGCGGCAAUCCUGAACCUGCCUGCCUGGAUCAGCGGUAUGGAGGUGGCCAGGGCGGAGUACAAGUCACUGCUGGAACAGCUCAGCCACCACUCAAGUUCUACAGGAGGACAGAUGCCGUGUAACCUGCAGUGGUCCAACUCCCACCGCAUCGACCCCACGGACGGAGGGAAGUGCAUCCACUUCACGGCAGCCUCUGAGGGGGACAUCUACCUGGUGUUUGCCGGCGUGCCCAAAGACCAUCAGACCUGGGUCACUGUAGAAAUCUCUACCUCCGGCGUGGCUAUGUAUAAGGCAAUGCGGCUGGCGGUUACACAACUUGACAAGGGAGCCAAAGGCCUGGGAUCGGACAGACUGUACCAGUCCUACUUUGUCUGCGUCUCGGAGGACGUACCAGAAUCCUUAACAACGGUUCAGUUUGGAAAGACGCCGGACAACGAGGACCGCGGGCACGUUUGGCUAGACUACCAGUUCCCCGAGGUCCUGUCUCUGCACUACUACGCGUUCGGCAGCGGUGAGCACCCCGUGAAGCUGAUGGGAGUGACUCAGAUAUUCAAACCCGGGGACCUCAACGUCGUCUGCCGGGAGGGGACCGUCAAAGAAGGCGACAGAUGUGUGCAAGUCUGCCAUGCUGAAUGUAACGGCUGCAGGACUACGGGAUCUGACGACCCACGUGACUGCAUCGCGUGCCAGAACGCCCGACUCGCCUUCCCCUACCUGACUGGCUCCAUCGGGGAUUUCGAGUGUGUAGCAACCUGUCCGGGAAAUAUGGCUUUUGCCGCUGGAACAAGCAACUGCGAAUGUAUAAAGAGGAUGGAGGAGAUCCCUGAUGACGGCGUGGUGACGUGUGUAGCUGACUGUCCUCUCACCCACUAUGACGACAACGGCGUGUGCAGGAGGUGUAGCAGCCUGUGCUCUGACGUCAGUACAGAGGGUCGGGCUGUAUGUACGGGGCCUGCCGUGCACCAGUGCACCGUGUGUGCCUACACAGCAGCGGACGGCACAUGCCUAGAAGGAUGUAGCCCUGGAGAGAGGGCCGUUACCAGUGCGCCUUCAUCACCACAAGACCCAGGUGUGAACCUCGCCUUGAGUCGCCCCACGGCGCAGUCCAGUAUUUUGGGUGGACUAUCGGCCGGACUGGCGGUGGACGGCAACACUGACGGGACCCUCGGCGGUGGCUCCUGCACCCACACAAACCAGGACACGAACCCCUGGUGGCAUGUGGACCUGGGCACGGCACAAGCCAUCGGCAGCGUCGUCGUCUUCAACCGGCAAGAAUGCUGCCAGGAUCGACUGGACAACUUCCAGGUUCACGUGGGGGACUCUCCUACCGUGGCGUCCAACCCGCAGUGUGGCGGGAACAACGCGGUGACAGAAGCAAGCCCGCCGGACAUCACAGUAGACUGUGGCGGUCUCAGGGGCCGGUAUGUCGGGAUCCUACUCCCCAGCCCACAAUACCUCACCCUAUGCGAGGUGCAGGUGUAUGCGGGUAUGAUCACAGAUGGCACGUUUACCUGCAGGCUUUGCCAGUCUGGCUACAAGUGUGUCAACGGUGAUGAGGUGGAAGAGAUGUGCCCGGCUGGGACCCACAGCACAACGGACCGGACGGCGUGCGAUCCGUGCGCCAUAGGAGAGUACAGCAACGCAGGCUCCACCGCCUGUCAGCAGUGCCCGGCAGGAACGUUCGGGACACAGAGUUCAGCAUCCAGCUGCGAUCCCUGCCCAGCAGGACAGUACAGUCCCUCCGCAGGGUCCACAGGCUGUCAGACCUGCACGGCGGGGCAGUACAGCAGCGCGGGCUCCUCCUCCUGUCAGCCGUGCUCGGCAGGGACCUUCAACACCGCGGAGGGAUCAUCCAGUUGCGACUCCUGCCCUGUUGGCACAACUAGUAGUGCGGGCGCAACCACCUGCACGGCGGAUACAGCCGAUGUCCGACUGGUGGGCGGCCGUGUGUCCAGGGAGGGUAGGGUUGAAGUGUACCAUGACGGACAGUGGGGGACGGUCUGUGACGACGACUUUGACAUGAAUGACGCCAACGUCAUCUGUCGUCAGCUGGGGUACACGGACGCUCUCGAGGCCCGAUCAAAUGCAGCGUUCGGGGCGGGGUCCGAUCCGAUCUGGCUGGACAAUCUGAACUGCGAUGGUUCCGAGACAAACAUCGGGCGGUGCGGACACAACGGAUGGGGCACACAUAGCUGUCAGCACAGUCAGGACGCCGGUGUGGUCUGCUCGGACGGCAUCAGAUUGGUGGGCGGAAGUUCGUCCAUCGAAGGCAGGGUUGAAGUGUACCAUGACGGGCAGUGGGGGACCGUCUGUGACGACGACUUUGACUACUACGAAGCCAUGGUCAUCUGUCGUCAGCUGGGGUACGAAGACGCUCUCGACGCCCGAUCAGGAGCAGUGUAUGGGGCGGGGUCGGGUCAGAUCUGGCUGGACAACCUGGCCUGCGAUGCAAACAGUGGUGCAAACAUCGGGGAGUGCACCCACAACGGAUGGGGCACACACGACUGUCAGAUCAGUCAGGACGCCGGUGUCCUCUGCUCGAACGGCAUUCGACUGAUGGGCGGAAGUUCGUCCAGCGAGGGCAGGGUUGAAGUGUACCAUGACGGGCAGUGGGGGACGGUGUGUGACGAUGUCUUUGACAUGAAUGACGCCAACGUCAUCUGUCGUCAGCUGGGGUACACGGGCGCUCUCGAGGCCAGAUCAGAUGCAGCGUUCGGGGCGGGGUCCGAUCCGAUCUGGCUGGACGACUUGAACUGCGAUGGUUCCGAGACAAGCAUCGAAGACUGCAGCCACAGCGGAUGGGGCACACAUAACUGUGGGCACGAGGAGGACGCUGGCGUGGUCUGCCAAGGAGGAGCCGGUACCGGACUGCCGAUGGUCGCCGGCUACUCGGUACGACCGGGAAACUGUCCCGGGUGGGAUGACCAUCCGGUAUACAGUGGCACCGGGCUCUCUCUGCAAGACUGUGCCCGCCUAUGCAGCAGCAGUUCCCAGUGCGUGGCCUUCAUGUUCUCCAAUGGAAGCUGCAACUCGAAAACGAAAACCUGCGAUACAACCGAAUCACGUGACGACCCCAACAUGUAUUUCUACGACAGGACCUGAGUUGAGUCGCCGGACGAUCGCCCCUCCUCAUGGUUGAUGUUCGUCGAAACUACGAGGUGUCUGCGCACGUGUCCUGGACUACUUUCAUUCAUGUUUCAUAAUUUGUUCCAUUUCCAGGUUCUUAGUUUUUAGGUAGACUCAGUUGCAGUCUUUGGAAUG
Molecule: messenger RNA, 5473 nt
Organism: Branchiostoma floridae (Florida lancelet)
Lineage: Eukaryota; Metazoa; Chordata; Leptocardii; Amphioxiformes; Branchiostomatidae
Exons: 27
Coding region: 284-5314 (1676 amino acids)
Cellular component (GO): membrane
Source: RefSeq, a predicted model, not a curated record